Drosophila grimshawi is the source of this 2248-nucleotide messenger RNA. RefSeq lists its product as uncharacterized. The record is from RefSeq and is a predicted model, not a curated record. Lineage: Eukaryota; Metazoa; Arthropoda; Insecta; Diptera; Drosophilidae. Gene Ontology annotation, molecular function: ubiquitin binding. Bases 28 to 2211 code for a protein of 727 amino acids. The transcript is spliced from 10 exons.
ACGAUAUUCAAAUAUUAAGCAUCCACCAUGAGCGAUGCUGGCCCCAAUGGCGGCUAUCAGAAAAUGCCGCCCGGCUGGGACUGUAAAUAUGAUCAGGCAACGGGCAACUGCUAUUACAUAAACUAUCUGACCAAGGCAAUGCAGCUGGAGGAUCCACGUGGCGGACGCAACUACAAACAGUUGCAAAACGAACGCUGCUCCACAGAGUCGAUAGCGUUGCAGCACAUUGCACCGAACUCCCAUCACAGUUCACCCUAUCACGUCGUGCAUCCCAGCAAUAAUCUAACAGCGGUGCGUGCCUUCCAGGACCGUGAACGCCACCAGCCCGCCCUCCACAAUCUAUCAACGAGUCCGCUGCUCUCCGCCUCCUCGCGCGGCCAACUGGAAAUGUCAUCGCCGUUGCCCUUUCAGCGUGCUCGGCUGGCUUCAAAUAUGUCGCGUCGCUCCACGAUACAGGAGACAUCGUUUAGUCAUCCAAGUGAGACACAGGCGGUGGUCACCAAAAUACAGAACAUGUUCCCCACUGCCGAUGAGAACCACAUUCGUCUGCUAUUGAAACGCUAUUAUAAUCGCGAGGCCGUCGUCAUCAGUGCGUUGCAGGUGGAGAAGCAUCCGGUGACGAUGCCGGGUCCGUUUGUGACGCCGCCAGCGCAGCGGCAUCUGUUCCACAGCAAUUCUGCUUUCUAUAUGACACCACCGGCGCGCCGCCUGGACAUGGGCGCUAGCCGGGUAACAGUCACUUCACGCACGGCCAGCCCUCUGCCCGGCGGCCGUAUUGGUAGUCUCAUGAGCAUGCACAGUGCCACUCCCCCCCUGACUGCCGCCCAUGCUGUUCACGGGGUGGGAGUUGUGGGUCUGCACGGUUCGCCGCAGUGGCGCAGUUCACCCAAACCACAUUCAUCGCCCAAAAUGAAGUUGAGAUACAUGAAGAAUAUUUUCCCCAAGGCGGAUGAGAUGCUGCUGCUCGAUAUUUUGGCCAAUGCGGACAACAAUGUGCAGUUCGCCUCGGAGAAGCUGAUUUCAUUGGGUUACACCAAGAGGGAUAUGCAGCUGCCGCACAGACCCAACAAUCGUCCCCCGCAGAUGGGAACGGAUCAGCAGGCUGGCAAUGAUCAGGCUGUCAGGCACAUUCCACUGCGUCCCAAGGAGUACACAGCCGAGGAGAAGACAGACAUGGAGGCACUGCUCAAGGAGAGGUAUCCCCAAGUCGCUGAGCGCAUUAUUCUAAUGGCUCUGGAGUCUGUCAACUAUGCCGAGGAUCGUGCUACGCAAAUACUGCAAAUCGUUCAGGACGAGGAUGAGCAACGCAAUCAGAAGCAGGCUGUGGCCAAUGGCUUGGCCUUGGACAGCAUCCAAACGGUUGUAACGGAUCAAAUGGAUGCACCUGCUCCACUCAGCAAGCCACAUAAGCUGCACCGUCACUUUCCAUCCAUCAAUGUCACCACACCGACAACGGCCACCACACAGAUCAUUCUUAGCAAUACGCCAACGCAGGAAACAGAUAAUGAUUAUGGGAAUGAGAAGGUGACGGUGGCAGCCGCCGUUCCCGAGGCAAGCCAGAAAACCACAUUGGUCACAUCACCCAUUUCCAGUGCAUCAACGCAUUCAUAUGCCUCACCAGUCACCCAGUCACCCUACGAACGCCUCACCACCAAAAGCAUCCUGGCGCGUUCCCUCAACAACAAUAACAAUUACAACAACAAUAACAACAGCUAUGGCAUCAGCGGCUAUUUGCAUGGCUCGCAUAGCAGUGCGAGCAGCUAUUCCUCCUAUUCCACAUCAAUGACGUCCUCAUCUUUGGCAUCCGCCUCGGCCAGCUCCAUAACGAAGGCAAUUGAAAGUCGCGCGCGCAUCAAACCCGAUUCACUGAAACAACGUCAGCAUUCUUCGCUCUUGGAUACCGCACACAAUUUGGAAUCCUCGGAAUUUCAAUCGCUUAUCGAAAGAAUGGCCACAUUAGGACCCAAUUCGCAGCUGACCAAAGGAGCCGAUGAGAAUCUCUUGCUUGCUGAUUAUGUCACCUGGAAUGGUCCAAAUACGACGUUGACCCAGAAGCAUAUACCACAUGGAGCGGAUGCCAGUUUGUUGAAUGGAGAGCGUAGCUACAAGCCAAGUGGACGCAAUGCGGAGCUGUGCAAGGGUGCCAAGAAGGAUCUGACCAAGGGUAGCAUUUAUGCGCAGGGCAAGGGAGCCAACAUUAAAUGCAACUAGGACCCUCGAAGCAGCAAAGCCCUUUCUUUCGAGUGCC